CCAUUGAACUAAAUAUGACCCUGAUACAGGCUCUCUCUGAACUCCUUGAACAUGUCUUUACAUAAUUAAAACAUGUUAAUGUCAAAUGCUUUCAAUAAAUUAAUUGAAGGAGAAAAAAAGUCGUUUAAAAAUUAUAUCGCGAACAGGGGUUGAAUCGAGAUCGCGAUUUUAUAACUAUUUAUUGUGCAGGCCUAAGUCUAGUAGUAAUUCACAUUGUAAAGAUUUUUGACAACAGCGUGUGCGCUGCAUUUCACAAAUCUAGAGGUGGGUUAACUGAGUGAACUUUUAUUCCAUUACACUCCUCAUUACAUCCUCAAAAAGGGACAGGCUGGAUACCAAACAUACAGCCAGAAAUUCUGCAUGUUAGUUUAUUUGGACCGCUCUGUGAGACUGACAUUAUGAUAGACUGAACAGUGACGAAUAAUUGGUUCAUUAUUGCCCUUCAUGAGUAGGGCUAAUCUUGGUCUUGUGUAAAUGGUAUUGUGUCAAAUGUCCAAGUGGAAGUGUUCUUUUUUUCCAUCAACGCAUUGCUUAAGUGCUUCAAUUUGCAUCUUUGACCUUAUUUAUUUGUGCUAUAAAUCCUUAAAUAACAUCACCAUACGUGUUUUUUUUGAGUUCUGUAAUUGUAAAAAGAAUUAUUCUUUUUUUGUUAUUUUAGAAUGGAAUUUUCUAGACAAAUUUGAGUCCAGUGUUAAGAAAUGAUUUUCAAGCAAAACUAAAUUGUACCCUAGGGCAGUGGUUCCCAAACGUUUUCAUGUCAAGGACCCUUAAACGGGUACAAAUUACCACAAAAUAGACCACAGCCCCAACUGAUAAGAUUUUUAGAUGUUAGAUUAGAUGUUUUAUUAUAGAAAAUGUAUGAAAUCAUUGACCAAAAUAGUCACAUUCUGUCAUUGCGUUAAUUAAGGAUGGAAAACUAUUCCCCUUUUUGCUGGGGACCCCUUAAGCACCCCUCGGGGUCCUCGUGUUUUGAAACACCUGUUAUGAUUUAGGACUAAAAACUUAUUUUAGUGGAAGUAAGUUUACACUUCAGUCUGUCAGAGUUUCACAGGUCUUUGCAAAUCAAGCCCAUUCAUUUGUAACUGAAAUGACAUGAGGGCGGUAUUUAUACUAUUCUGUGGAGAUCAAAUGUAGCUAAUUAUCACAACAUCCAGCUUUACAACCAACUCAAUUCAUAAUGAGACGGUAUCAUAGUAAAAGUGUUCCACCAGCCUGUAGCAGCUUGUAUUUUCUCACCAGCACAGAGCUCAUACUGAAUCAUCUAUGGCCUUGAAUCAAACUAUCAAACAAAAACACUUGUUGUUUUUCCCAUUCGUUCAGCCAGCGGAAGUUUGGAGACUUUAUAAGACCGGCCAACUCUACCUCUGUACCUUGGUGAAGACGUGGAACUGGACAAUGAGGGUUGUUCUUGGUUUGCUGCUGUUGCUGCUGGGUCUUUGUGGGUCAGGGGCUCAGGGGGAGAGGGGAGGCCUUGGCGAGGUGGGUGACAUCAACGAGUUUCAAGAGACGGCUCCAAGCAAUGCAGGUGAGGAAUCGACCGAGCGGACCACAAAGCAAACCACCCCUGACAUCUGGGCAGAGGUGAGGGAGCUGAGAGACAUGGUGGUGGAGCUCAAGGUGUACGUGGCGAUGCUGCAGAGAGAGAAUUCUGACUUGCAGACCAGACUGAGCAGCACUGAGAGGGAACUUCUUGUUAGCAAGUCCAGGAUUGACCAGCUGGAGAGAGAAAAUGCAGUCCAAGCCACAGAACUGAGAUCUUUGGAAACUAGACUGACUGCCACCGAAAGCAAAACAAGUGACCUAGAAAAAGAGAAUGCAGACUUGCAGACCAGACUGAGCAGCACUGAGACUGAACUUCUCGUUAGCAAGUCAAGAAUUGAACAGCUGGAGAGAGAAAAUGCAGAGAAACCAAAGGUGGCCUUUUACACAGCUCUGACUGAUGCAGGAUAUGUUGGACCACACAACACAGACACCACACUGAAAUACAGCAAGGUCUUCACCAACAUUGGCAAUGCUUAUAAUCCAGCUACAGGUUUCUUCACAGCACCAGUCAAAGGGGUCUACUAUCUCCAGUUCACUGUGUGUGGUAACCACACAGGUCUUAUGGGUGUAUUUGUGUUCAAGAACAACCAGAAGAUCAUGUUUAAUGUGGAGUGGAAGGAAGCAAAACUUUAUAAGUAUUUCACUAAGUCGGUUGUCUUGGAGCUGAUAGCAGGAGAUACAAUUCACCUGGUUCUCCCAUCAACCUAUUCUGUCUAUGACGAUGGAGAUAACCACAGCACCUUCAGUGGCUCCCUUCUCUUCCCAUUGUGAGGAUGUUGUUUAGGCUGCUGUGUGAUUGAUUUGUUACAAACACUGUUGUUAUUGGCUACGCUGUGAUUUACUGCAUCAACAAAUGUGAAUCUGACUUCCCUCUUGUGUCAUCCAAUGAAAACAACACUCAAAUAAAUCAAAGA
This is a messenger RNA of Perca fluviatilis (European perch), 2456 nucleotides long. RefSeq lists its product as uncharacterized. The transcript has 7 exons. Bases 1264 to 2313 code for a protein of 349 amino acids. Lineage: Eukaryota; Metazoa; Chordata; Actinopteri; Perciformes; Percidae. The record is from RefSeq and is a predicted model, not a curated record. Gene Ontology annotation, molecular function: protein binding.